This is a messenger RNA of Gymnodraco acuticeps, 964 nucleotides long. RefSeq names its product transmembrane protein 88 b (gene tmem88b). Gene Ontology annotation, molecular function: PDZ domain binding. NCBI's taxonomy places the organism in Eukaryota, Metazoa, Chordata, Actinopteri, Perciformes, Bathydraconidae. The record is from RefSeq and is a predicted model, not a curated record. Gene Ontology annotation, cellular component: plasma membrane.
UCUGAUAAGCCUGUUGGAGAGAAAGUAGGAUGGAUGCAGGGAGUCCAAGAGGAGGGAGGGAAUGAGAGACAGCACUGGGGACUCAAUCAGAUGGGCUGGUACAAAGGGGAGGGCAAACAGAAAGAAGUUUGACAUACUUAAGACAAAGAACACAGCAACUGUUAGUGAAGUUGUUGCCACUGAUGGAGGAGCAUUUCUGUGCUACGACUUCAUCCCAACAGCAUAGGAAUUUGAUGUUGAAUGUGUAAAAGAAAACAUCCCUCUAGACCUAAUCAGCUACACUGACAAUUCUGGAUAAAGAAGAGAAGAAGCAGCAGGAGACCAGAGCUGCAGGAAGACAACAUACCACCACUAAAUAGAUAAGGAGGGAAACUCCAAAAUCACUACAAGCUCUUUCAACUUCAUGCAAGGAGAGGAGGUGGAAAGUAACCAAGUUCCCAGAGAACAAGUUCAGAGGCUCCGUUAAACCACUGAGCGGACAGAAGAGGACUUCAAAAGAAGUGAGAAAAUCAGCAACAAUCUGGAGGACGAACAGCAAGAGGUCUACCGGGCCCCACAUCACAAUUUCAGUAUGAGUAUGAGUGGUACUCUAGAAAAGGGGGCCCAUCACCAGGCCUUGGACCUGUCCGAGGAACUGCCACCUCAUCAUCACCACAACAGCCACCACCAACAUCUUCACCACUCUAACUCCCUGGCAUCCACCACCGCUGUGGGUGGAGGCAGAGAAACACCUUUACGUGUAGUCGUACCUCCUCCUUAUUCUGCAGCUGAGAUCGGUGGUGGGGGCAGUGAAGCGCCUCUGGAGCUGCGGGGGUCCCUGGACUGCUGGGCCUGCUCGGUGCUGGUGACGGCUCAGAACCUGAUUAUUGCCACCAUCAACGCCUGCCUCGCUGGCCUGGUGUUCGGGACCAUUUUGACUCCGGCCAUUGUCAUGGUGGUGUUUGGCUUCCUCUGUCACUCUACA